Messenger RNA from Schistosoma turkestanicum, 429 nucleotides. The record is from the annotation of a GenBank genome assembly. Lineage: Eukaryota; Metazoa; Platyhelminthes; Trematoda; Strigeidida; Schistosomatidae.
UUUUUAACUUUUUGGCACAAACUCGUGAUUUUGAUUGUAAAAUUAAUUUAGCCUAUCCACAAAAAAAUGACCCAAUCUUAUGUUGUUAUGACCCCAUAUACUUUGGGGAACAUGAAAAUUAUUCGUUUUGAACGUACACACGUCUUAGAUGAAAGUAUGGUUCAUCACAUCGCUGGUGGACAACAUUCUGGUAUUAUAGUAAAUAAAGAAUGCAAGCUAAAAAUGGAACCUAUGGAUGUACCAGAAAUGCAGCUACAAUUCACAUGUGCUAUGUUCAACAAUAGGACUUCAGAAACUCAUGCAGAAAACCGUUGUUUAAAAUUUUGGUUCAGCAAAAGUGCUCAACAAUUCGAUCGUUUGGAUGAGUCGUAUGACUUUUUUAGGGAACUCAUUGAUCCUGAUUCAUUCCCAAGGGGUAGGUUAGAAUAA